CGCUAAGUGAUCGUCUGGGAGCCCGCUGAAUGUGAGCUGAGUGAGCUGAAUCGUGCUGAGUGAGGCAUAGUCUCUGCCUGACGGCUGGCGCAGUGUGAGACAGUUCGAUCGCCCGUGACUGGUUUAGAGCUGCGAGUGGAGAGGAAUCUAGUGUUGAGUGAACAGCGAGUGGGGUGAGGCUGUGAUUUUUUGGCAGUAACUAGUUGAUUCCAUACUUUCAAAAUGGUGAGCUCUCUAAGCUAGAAAGUCAAACUCUAGCGAAGCAGCUGUGAGAAGAAGUGCCGACUGGGCGGGUAGCCGACGUUUGAAAGAGUGAGCGUGGAUUGGGUGAGACGCAAACCGGUAAACGGGUAAACGUCGUAGCGUUACUGGAACAAAACGUGAGCACUCAGGCGAACGCCGACCAAACGAACGACUCCAGAGGCUGCGAGGCGUAGCACCGCCUCAACAUGACGGCGGCAAUCCUGAUGGUACUGGCCAUCAGCAGCUCAGUGAUAACACCAGCGUUUUCACAGCAGCAGCGGUUUCGGGUGCGGCCGUCGGACGCGAGUGUGAUCGAGGGGGAGAGUGUCACGCUGCGCUGCGAGGUCGACCACCAGGUCGGCCAGCUCCAGUGGACCAAGGAGGGCUUCGCCAUGGGGUACGAGCGUGAUCUUCCCGGCUUCCCGAGGUACCGGGUCAUCGGUGACGCCGAGGCCGGGGUCAAUGACCUGCGGAUCGUCAACGUCACACUGGAGGAUGACGCGCUGUUCCAGUGCCAGGUUUCACCCAACGGAGGCCAGGAGGCCAUUCGCGCCGCGGCCUAUGUCACUGUACUGCUGAAGCCCGUAUCCAUAUCGGUGACGUCAGAGGCACGCUCACCGCGACCAGAAGUGUUUGAGAUCCGGACUGGAAACGAGAUCAAGCUGACCUGUGAUGUCAAAGAAGCCAAACCGGCGGCCACGGUGCAAUGGCAAAGGAACGGGGUCGACAUACAACCGGACCAGGAGGUGUCGUUCUCUGACCCGGAUCAGCCGGAACGGAACGACACCAGUUCCACCAUCACCCUGGAGCCCACCCACUUGGAUGACGGCGCCGGGUACUCGUGUCUGGCCAUCCACCCGGCGAUACCGGCCGGCCAGCAGGCCAGCUUCAACACCACCGUCACACUCUCCGUACUCUACGCACCAAGUCCUCCCGAAAUCACCGGCUACGACGAGGGUGAGAUUGUCAGAAUGGACGAGGAGAAGACUCUGACCUGCAUCUCACGGAACGGUAACCCUCUCGCCGAGCUGGUGUGGUUCAAGAACGGCGAGCCCAUCACCUACCAGUACCGGACGAUCCGCAACCGGGCCAUCUCCGAGUACACGUUCAAGGCGGCGGCCUCCGACCUGGACGCCGUCUACCGGUGCGAGGCGUCGUCGUUCGUGCACCCCGAGCCGAUGGUGACUUCCGUCAGAAUGAACGUCCAAUUCGGACCCGAGUCGGUCGAAGUCGAGGGAACUGAGGAGGCCAAACGCGGCGAGGAUAUCCAGAUGUCCUGUAAGACAUCCAGCAGCAACCCUCCGGCCAACAUCACCUGGGUGCUCAACGGACGAACCGUCGUCAACACGACUCAAGCCAUUGAGCCUCACGACGAGGGCGGCUGGGUGUCCCAGUCCAACCUGACUGCCACCAUCCCCAUGAACAUGCGCGAGGACAUGGUGGUCUCCUGCUACGCACUGAACCCUUCUCUGGGCAUCAACGAGGUCGGCACCAUCAAGGUCACGGUACUAUACCCUCCGAAGAAGCCGCGCAUUCUGGGCUACGUUCCGGGCACGUACUUGACCUCAGGUCAGAGCGUGUCCCUCUCGUGCCUGGCGCAGGGCGGCAACCCAUCCGCCUCUCUCACCUGGUACAAGGGCUCUGACGAGAAGAACUCCAAGACGAAAGUCGAUGACGACGUGGCGAGGAGUGUGCUGUCGUUCGCCGUCGACUACCGCGAUAACGAAGCGGUGUACCGGUGCGACAGCUCCAACCCGGUGCUGGAGAGUCCCGACUCGACCAAUGUCACGCUGCUCGUCUACUACCCACCGCCUGGUCUGAAGCUGAAGGUCAAGCAGAAGAAGCUGAAGGCCGGGAAGCGGGCGGUCAUCAUCUGUGAGUCUCGACCGUCGAACCCGGCGGCCAAUCUGACCUGGUGGCGCAACAGUGAGCUGGUCACCGACGGAGUGUCGAAUGUCACCAGCAAACCGGCCGGCGAUCACGGAGGAUUCACCAGCAAGAUCCGGCUCCGGAAGCGUCUGGAGUGGACUGACGACCAAGCGGUCUACACAUGCCGCUCUCAGGUCUCUGUGCUGCCCGGAAACAUGCACGACGCCAUCACACUUCACGUUGCCUUCGCGCCCGUCUUCACCAAGAAAUCCAUCACCGAGGACAUCCUGGUGGGCGACUCGCGUCUGCUGGACCUCACUGCUCGCGGCAGUCCAGACAACAUCACCUAUCGUUGGUUCAGGGGUGACGGCGGCCUGCCGUCCGAGGGCGCCCGCGUGGUCGGCAUAGGACCGCUGCUCAACAUUACGGCAGUUCAGAAGGCGGACGCCGGACGGUACAGACUGGAGGCCGAGAACGACGAGGGCACCUCCAAGAUGAGGGUCACCAUUAAUGUGCAGUACCCUCCGGAGGUGACGACUAUCUCUCGCGAGCUGCUGGUGGCCCCCGGUGCCACGGCCGUCCUGGAGUGUUUCGCCGACGCCAACCCUACCACCGACGACAUGAUCAAGUGGUCGAGAGACGACUUCACCUUCGGCGGCAACAAGACCAAGUCGUUCUACCGCAACGGCACCUCCUUCCUCACCGUCUACGACGCCAGGAAGGAGGACAUUGGAGAGUUCCUCUGCACGGUCGACAACGGACUCGGAGAGGUCAACGCCACAGCUGGGCUGCUUGUGGAACAUGCCCCUGAGAUCGACACCAGUCCGCAGUUUCUGAAGUCGGCCGCUGAGAAAGGCGAAACUGCUCUGAUCACGUGUCGUGCCCGCGGAGCUCCCAAUGUUACAUUCGAGUGGUCACGUGGUGGCGUGGCCAUCGACGAGUCGACCGAAGACGACAAGUACAGCAUUACGUACACCAGGGAGGGCCUGGUGACCUGGCAGUCGGUGCUGAAGGUCUCCUCUGUGGUCACCGCUGACUAUGGUGCCUACGCGUGUGUGGCGCGCAACGAGCUCAACUUCCAGCGCCAGGAGAUAGAGCUGGGUGGCACCACCUCUCCCGACCCGCCCAUCGAGGUCAAGGCGCUCAGCGUGACACACAACAGUGUCGAGCUCAGCUGGACUCCCGGGUUCGACGGCGGCCUCAUACAGCGGUACCGGGUGCGGUACACGGAGACGGCCGGCCCAGAGCGGUUCAGUUACCAGGACGUGCUGCCGGAGAACGCCACCGUGUUCAGCGUCGAGCUGCUGCGGCCCAACACCGAGUACAGCUUCUCCGUGCAGGCCUACAACGACCUCGGAGAGAGCGGGUACACCAAGGACGUCGUCAAAGCCAAAACCACCGACGGUCCGGAGGCCCCUGCGCCUCCCGAGGAGGAGGACCGCGCCCGCGAGCUGCUCUCCCGGCUGGCCGUGUUUGUCAUCACCGUGGCCGGCGCCAUCCUGCUCGUCAUUAACGUCAUCCUGAUGACGUGCUUUGUCCGACGACGUCAGCUCAGACGGCUGUCAAAGCUGGCCAGUAGCAGCGCCAAGUCGGACACGCUGCGCAGUUACAGUGGCGACACAGACAGCUCCGACGCGAGCCGAGCUGAUGACGACAGCUACUCCGUUGGCGGGACGGCCAACAGCUACACGGAGGGUAGCAGUAGCAGCCGUGGCUACGGUCCCGGCUCAGAGACCACGGCUGGCUACGGCGGACGGCCGUGGUCACCCGCCUCUACGGCUUACAGUCGUGGCGGCACGGCGCGGCGCGCGGGCUACGGCGGGGGACCGUACCGACAGACCGUGCCCACCCCCGACCUCCUGGCGGGCGGCGGUAGGAGGGCCGAUCCCUACUACCCCGAGUCAGUGGAUCUCUCUGACUGGGGAGAGCAGAGGGGGCAGACGCGCCAGCCGAGACUGCGGGUCCUUCCGUCGCCACCGCCACCGCUGGAGCAGCGCGGCCACCUCUUCUAGACUGAAGACGGACCGGACACGCGGACAGGCGGACAGACGGACGAAUGGACAGACGGACAGAUUGACAGGCAGGUAGACGGGCAGACAGACAGACGGACAGACGGACAGACGGACAGACGGAUAAAUGGACCGACGGACGGACGAACAGACAGACGGACGGAUGGACCGGACAAACAGACUAAUGGGAUGGGGAUGUAACUAUGCGUUGUGCGUUGUAUGUACGCUUGUCUCUGCCAUACUGGGUUGAGAGUUUGAAAGGAAAGUCUCGAAAGGCUCAAUAAUCAAUAUGUAUCUUGACGGCGAGAUGGAUUAUUUUGCCUACAUGCGAGCUAAGUGUGAAUGAGCGAGGUGCCAUACCGUAUUUGUAGCUUGCUGUCGAAUAUCAUCAUUCAGCACUGAUGCGUCUUUUAUAAGGAGCAUGUUACGUGACUAUCACAACUGAACUGCCAUUAUAUGUGAGCUUUUCCCUGCGAAUAGGUCGAUUUUGUAAAUAAACGUUUAUUGAUAAUACAUACGAAAUACUCUAUUAGACUUUCUCCAUUCAGCCCUUUCACACUAUGCAGGUGUCGUACUAACAUUUUCAUCUCACUGUUUGAUAUUUAUUUUCUCAUAGCGUUGUCAAAAUGUUACGAAAACUAGGGCUAC
Messenger RNA from Amphibalanus amphitrite, 4769 nucleotides. Its product is annotated as nephrin-like. The transcript is spliced from 19 exons. Gene Ontology annotation, biological process: cell-cell adhesion. The coding region runs from base 450 to 4124 and encodes 1224 amino acids. The record is from RefSeq and is a predicted model, not a curated record. Gene Ontology annotation, cellular component: cell-cell junction. Gene Ontology annotation, molecular function: cell adhesion molecule binding. NCBI's taxonomy places the organism in Eukaryota, Metazoa, Arthropoda, Thecostraca, Balanomorpha, Balanidae.